This is a messenger RNA of Salvelinus namaycush (lake trout), 2082 nucleotides long. RefSeq names its product leucine-rich repeat and coiled-coil domain-containing protein PF07_0014-like. Bases 1 to 2082 code for a protein of 693 amino acids. NCBI's taxonomy places the organism in Eukaryota, Metazoa, Chordata, Actinopteri, Salmoniformes, Salmonidae. The transcript has a single exon. The record is from RefSeq and is a predicted model, not a curated record.
AUGAAGGUCCAGGAUAGAGAUGUAGACAACACGAAGUUCCAGGAUAGAGAUGUAGACAACAUGAAGGUCCAGGAUAGAGAUGUAGACAACAUGAAGGUCCAGGAUAGAGAUGUAGACAACAUGAAGGUCCAGGAUAGAGAUGUAGACAACACGAAGGUCCAGGAUAGAGAUGUAGACAACAUGAAGGUCCAGGAUAGAGAUGUAGACAACAUGAAGGUCCAGGAUAGAGAUGUAGACAACAUGAAGGUCCAGGAUAGAGAUGUAGACAACACGAAGGUCCAGGAUAGAGAUGUAGACAACACGAAGGUCCAGGAUAGAGAUGUAGACAACACGAAGGUCCAGCAUAGAGAUGUAGACAACACGAAGGUCCAGGAUAGAGAUGUAGACAACAUGAAGGUCCAGGAUAGAGAUGUAGACAACAUGAAGGUCCAGGAUAGAGAUGUAGACAACAUGAAGGUCCAGGAUAGAGAUGUAGACAACAUGAAGGUCCAGGAUAGAGAUGUAGACAACACGAAGGUCCAGGAUAGAGAUGUAAACAACAUGAAGGUCCAGGAUAGAGAUGUAGACAACAUGAAGGUCCAGGAUAGAGAUGUAGACAACAUGAAGGUCCAGGAUAGAGAUGUAGACAACACGAAGGUCCAGCAUAGAGAUGUAGACAACAUGAAGGUCCAGGAUAGAGAUGUAGACAACAUGAAGGUCCAGGAUAGAGAUGUAGACAACACGAAGGUCCAGGAUAGAGAUGUAGACAACAUGAAGGUCCAGGAUAGAGAUGUAGACAACAUGAAGGUCCAGGAUAGAGAUGUAGACAACAUGAAGGUCCAGGAUAGAGAUGUAGACAACAUGAAGGUCCAGGAUAGAGAUGUAGACAACAUGAAGGUCCAGGAUAGAGAUGUAGACAACAUGAAGGUCCAGGAUAGAGAUGUAGACAACAUGAAGGUCCAGGAUAGAGAUGUAGACAACAUGAAGGUCCAGGAUAGAGAUGUAGACAACAUGAAGGUCCAGGAUAGAGAUGUAGACAACAUGAAGGUCCAGGAUAGAGAUGUAGACAACAUGAAGGUCCAGGAUAGAGAUGUAGACAACAUGAAGGUCCAGGAUAGAGAUGUAGACAACAUGAAGGUCCAGGAUAGAGAUGUAGACAACAUGAAGGUCCAGGAUAGAGAUGUAGACAACAUGAAGGUCCAGGAUAGAGAUGUAGACAACACGAAGGUCCAGGAUAGAGAUGUAGACAACAUGAAGGUCCAGGAUAGAGAUGUAGACAACAUGAAGGUCCAGGAUAGAGAUGUAGACAACAUGAAGGUCCAGGAUAGAGAUGUAGACAACAUGAAGGUCCAGGAUAGAGAUGUAGACAACAUGAAGGUCCAGGAUAGAGAUGUAGACAACAUGAAGGUCCAGGAUAGAGAUGUAGACAACAUGAAGGUCCAGGAUAGAGAUGUAGACAACAUGAAGGUCCAGGAUAGAGAUGUAGACAACAUGAAGGUCCAGGAUAGAGAUGUAGACAACAUGAAGGUCCAGGAUAGAGAUGUAGACAACAUGAAGGUCCAGGAUAGAGAUGUAGACAACACGAAGGUCCAGGAUAGAGAUGUAGACAACACGAAGGUCCAGGAUAGAGAUGUAGACAACACGAAGGUCCAGGAUAGAGAUGUAGACAACAUGAAGGUCCAGGAUAGAGAUGUAGACAACAUGAAGGUCCAGGAUAGAGAUGUAGACAACAUGAAGGUCCAGGAUAGAGAUGUAGACAACAUGAAGGUCCAGGAUAGAGAUGUAGACAACAUGAAGGUCCAGGAUAGAGAUGUAGACAACAUGAAGGUCCAGGAUAGAGAUGUAGACAACAUGAAGGUCCAGGAUAGAGAUGUAGACAACAUGAAGGUCCAGGAUAGAGAUGUAGACAACAUGAAGGUCCAGGAUAGAGAUGUAGACAACAUGAAGGUCCAGGAUAGAGAUGUAGACAACAUGAAGGUCCAGGAUAGAGAUGUAGACAACAUGAAGGUCCAGGAUAGAGAUGUAGACAACAUGAAGGUCCAGGAUAGAGAUGUAGACAACAUGAAGGUCCAGGAUAAAGAUGUAGACAACAAACACGUGUAA